AUGUCGUUAUGUGGAAGCUUUCUGUCAGACGAGCAGUUCCUGUGCUCAAUCUGCCUCGAUGUGUUCACCAACCCUUCGUCCACGCCGUGCGGACACAGCUUCUGCAUGGCCUGCAUCAGCAGAUACUGGGACGGGUCUAAGGUUUAUCAGUGUCCUCUGUGUAAGAAGUCCUUCCAGAAGCGACCAGAGCUCCAGAUCAACAGGACGCUGCGAGAGAUUACCGAUCAGUUCAAGAUUUACUGUAAGACUGAUCGAGUAUGUAUCUGUCCUGAAUGUGAGACCAAAGACCAUCAAGGCCACGACACAGUGACUCUGGAAGCCGAAUGGAUGGAAACCAAGGACCAGCUGAGUGUGUCGGAGCAGGAGGUCCAGGUGAUGAUCAGAGAAAGAAUCAGGAAGAUCGAGGAGAUCAGGCUGUCAGCGACUGAGCUGGAGUUGGCGGUGGAGCGAGAGAUGGCGGGCAGCGUUUGCCUGUUUUCUGAGCUGGUGUCUGCCAUCGAGCACUCCCAGACGGAGCUGAUGGAGGUGAUGGAUAUGAGCCGGAGGGCGGCCAUGCUCCAGGCCGACGCCCUCAUACGACAGCUGGAGCUGGAGGUCGAAGAACUGCGGAGUAGGGAAAGCGCCCUCGUCGAGCUCGGCCAAUCAGAUGACUACAUGCACUGUGUCCAGACUUUCCCCAUCCACUCCAGUCCUCCACACGCCAGAGACUGGACAGGGGUGUCGGUGAACUCUGACCUUGGAACAGGGACCAUCUACAGGUCGCUGGCAGCUCUGGUGGAGAAGUUCCAGGAAGAGCUGCUGAUCAUCGCAGAAACAGGUUUUCCUGCCUCAGAGACGACCAGUCCGGCCCGAUCUCAGCCCAGGAUGAGGAGGAUUGAGGAGUAUGCAGUGGACGUGACUCUGGACUGCAACACUGCUCAUCCCAGACUGAUUCUGUCAGAGGACAUGAAGAGUGUGAGGUGUGGAGAGCGACACCAGAUGCUUCCAGAUAAUCCAGAGAGGUUUGACAGAGUCGUCUGUGUCAUAGGGAGGGAGGCGAUCUCCUCUGGGAGACACUACUGGGAGGUGGAGGUGGGCAGGAAGACAGACUGGGAUCUUGGAGUGGCCAAACAAUCAAUCAACAGGAAGGGGAAGAUUGAAGUUACCCCUAGCAACGGAUACUGGUUCCUCAGUCUGAGGGACAAGAAAAAGUACACCUUUCGCAGUGAACCCUCCACCGACGUCCAUCUGAACCGCCGACCAAAUAGGAUCGGGAUAUUUGUGGACUUUGAGAAAGGACAGGUGUCUUUCUACAACGUUGAUGCUAAAAUUCACAUCUACACUUUCAAUGACACUUUCAGUGAAUGCAUCUUCCCGUUCUUCAGCCCUUGUACUAAUAAAUCGGGGAAGAACGACGGGCCACUAAUUAUCACUCCAGUAAACAUGACAGAGUGA
This is a messenger RNA of Anoplopoma fimbria (sablefish), 1434 nucleotides long. Its product is annotated as zinc-binding protein A33. The record is from RefSeq and is a predicted model, not a curated record. The coding region runs from base 1 to 1434 and encodes 477 amino acids. Gene Ontology annotation, molecular function: protein binding; zinc ion binding. NCBI's taxonomy places the organism in Eukaryota, Metazoa, Chordata, Actinopteri, Perciformes, Anoplopomatidae. The transcript has 13 exons.